Molecule: messenger RNA, 1586 nt
Organism: Panthera uncia (snow leopard)
Lineage: Eukaryota; Metazoa; Chordata; Mammalia; Carnivora; Felidae
Gene: MYMX
Product: myomixer, myoblast fusion factor
Exons: 1
Coding region: 66-320 (84 amino acids)
Biological process (GO): myoblast fusion; skeletal muscle organ development
Cellular component (GO): endoplasmic reticulum membrane; Golgi membrane; plasma membrane
Source: RefSeq, a predicted model, not a curated record
UGAGGAGGGAGCAGGAAAGGGGCAAGCUUAGAGUCUGGAUUGCUUUCGCAGUCGCUGACCCAGCCAUGCCCGCUCCACUGCUCCCACUGCUGCUUCGAACCCUGAUGUCCCGCUUGCUGCUGCCUGCCACCCGCCUGGCCCGCCGGCACCUCCUGCCCCUCCUGCGCAGACUGGCCCGCCGCCUGGGCUCGCAGGAUGUUCGAGAAGCUUUGCUGGGCUGUCUGUUGUUCAUCCUCAGCCAGAGCCGCCCUCCCGACGCUGAGGAGGUCUCCAGAGUGGCUGGCCAGGAGAGGAGGGAGAGGCUAGCUCCCCCAAAAUGAGGCUGCGAUCCCUGAUAUUGGCUGUGUCAUCAAAAGCCAUUCUUUUGGAGCAAGACAGUCCUGGCACCACCACUGAGCACAGCCUACCCACUGUGCAGAAGACGCGGUGGGGGACUGAGCACAAAGAGGGGUCUGACCAGGAAUGCCUCCCCACUCCCAACAGGAAUGACUGGAAGGAUACCAGCAUCUAGCAGAAAACUGAUCUUACGCCACCCUGCACUCCUCCUUCCAAGACACCUUUCCUAAUCGCAUCUGGGCUGGGAGGGGAAAGGGGGGGAUGAGGGGAGUGACUCUGCUCCCCCACCCCCAUCCCGGGCAAAUGAGAACCUGAGUUCCAGUGAGGGACAGUCCUCACCCAUGGAUAACUGACAACUUAUCUGAGAGGGGAGAUUUUAACCCAGACAGUCUGUCCUUCAGACUCAGGAUUUUCCUUCAAAUAAUAGAACCUUGAUUUGGUCAGUCUUGCCCCAAAGCCCAGCACGCAGCAGGUGCUCAAUAAAUAUCUGCUCAUUUGAAUUCGUGGGAUACCAUUGAAAAUUGUGUCACCCAUGCUCCUACACUGAAAAACAGUCUAACGUGGCCAGGGGGUGGGAGGGGGAAAACCACUCCCGGCUCCCUUUUGCUUCCUAUUCCAUUGUCCUGUAGUCCUCAUCUCCUGGAGAUCGUUUCUCUUGCAUAACUUCAGUAUGUCACCCCGUGACCCAGCAGUCCUGGGUCCGAUUUAGAGGUCUGGCCGGCCAGCUCAAGGUAAGAAGGAAAACUUCCUCGGGCCGCUCACCUAGCGGCGUGGGAAGAGGGAGAUUUGUUUGCUAAGGGGCCCUGCCGGCAGCCACCCAGGGGAGCAGAGCAAAAAUGCUUCCUGAGGGGCACUGUGCCUUUUAAGAGAUAUGGGCGGUUGGGGGUGGAGGUGACCAUGGGCAUUCACCUCAUUAUUUCCUCCUCCUCAAAGAGCAGCCCCUAAGGGGUCAAAUCAGAGGUGUCCGAUUCAUUUGCUUUCAGCCUCCGGGUAAUUUGCUUAUUGUUCCCAAGCAACAGUCCUCCCUCCCACCUCCCUCCCUCCGCGAGUCUUAGGCUCUAGGUUGGGGGGCGGGGGGAUAGUGAGGGAUGCGGGCCCCUCUCAGGAUCCCCGUACGGUCCCCACACCAGUCUGAAGUUCGGCCCCUGGGAAGAAGUGACGCCAGAGCUGUGCGCCCCCACUCCAGCCCCGCGGGACCUUCCGCCGGACCCCCACCUCCCCACCCCUCUCGGCACCAUCUGCUUCCUCUU